Engraulis encrasicolus (European anchovy) is the source of this 1580-nucleotide messenger RNA. RefSeq names its product indoleamine 2,3-dioxygenase 2-like. The coding region runs from base 33 to 1451 and encodes 472 amino acids. The record is from RefSeq and is a predicted model, not a curated record. Lineage: Eukaryota; Metazoa; Chordata; Actinopteri; Clupeiformes; Engraulidae. The transcript is spliced from 11 exons. Gene Ontology annotation, biological process: 'de novo' NAD+ biosynthetic process from L-tryptophan. Gene Ontology annotation, molecular function: heme binding; metal ion binding; indoleamine 2,3-dioxygenase activity. Gene Ontology annotation, cellular component: cytoplasm.
UGUCCGUGCAGUGAAAAGGUGGAUUGGUUGAAAUGGAUGAAGUGAAUGGAGAUACACUGCAGCCACUGUCUCUGAAGGAGUACCACGUCUCAGAGGAAUAUGGCUUUGCUCUGCCUGACCCAUUGGAAGUCUUGCCUCCAUAUUAUCAACCUUGGAUGGAAAUAGCCAGAAAUGUGACUGAGCUCAUCUAUUCACAUUCCCUACGGGACCAUGUGCAUGAGAUGCCGGAGCUGGAGACGGAGCUGCUGCUGGACCACAGGGAGCUGCGCCUGGCCCACCUCGCCCUCAGCAUCAUCACCAUGGGAUACGUCUGGCAGGAGGGGGACAACCAGAUAGUCAAGGUGUUGCCUCGGAACCUAGCAGUGCCGUACUGGUCCGUAUCACAGAAGCUGGGUCUCCCUCCCAUCCUGACCCAUGCAGAUGCCACCCUAGCCAACUGGAAGAGAAAGGACCCCCAUGGUGAAAUCAAUAUGGAGAAUGUGGAUCUGCUGUUCUGCCUCCCUGGUGGGUCCCCCUUCCAUGGCUUCUUCAUGGUCAACUUGAUGGUGGAGCUAGCUGCGGUCCCAGCCAUAAAGGCUGUCCCUCAGGCCAUCAACGGGGUCAAUCAAGGUGACGUUGCCACGGUAACUGAGGCUCUGAACUCCAUCAGCGUGUCCUUGGAUGACGUGGUCGAAGCUCUCAAGUUGAUGCACCAUUAUGUGGACCCCUCUGUUUUCUAUGGCAUCAUGAGGAUCUAUGGAUCAGGGUGGAAGGACAACCCGUUGAUGCCAGAGGGACUGGUCUAUGAGGGGGUGCAGGUGGAGCCCCUAGAGUUCUCCGGGGCAAAUGGGGCACAGAGCAGCCUCCUACACUGCUUUGAUGCACUGCUGGGGGUCAGGCAUGAAGGGAGCAGUGGGGCUUUUCUGACGCGCAUGAGGUGCCAGCACAUGCUUCCGGCUCACGCUCACUUCGUGGAGGAGGUGUCUCGGCGGCGUCCGGGCGUGCGGGACUUCGUGCGGGAGCAGGGCGACGAGGAGCUGAGCGAGGCCUACGAGAGAUGUGUCCAUCGCCUGGUGGCCGUCAGGAAUUACCACCUCAAGCUGGUGGCUCGCUACAUCACCCUGCCCGCCUCACAAGCACAGAAACUGCGGCUGUAUGGGGCGGAUGCGAAUGAGGACAACACGGUCUCGCAAGCGCCCACCGCCCUUGAGAAGCGCGGCACCGGUGGCUCCGGCAUCAUGAGCUUCCUGAAGACUGUACGCAACCGCACGCGUGCCGUUACCGAUUGGUCCACCACGUCCACCGCCUCACAGUCAAAGCCAACAGAAACACAGGAGGAGCACAGUGGGCGGGUCACUGUUGGAGUGAAAAAUGGAGGCAGAGUUGAAAACGGGGGUGGAGCCUCACAGAAGAACCAGGAAGAGAGUUUGUCGUUCCUUAGCUGGUUAACCUCAAAGCUCUGGCAGCCGUGAGUGAGGCUUGGUAAGACACCUGGGGUGUUACAAUACACGUGAACAGAAAAACUGCUUACACAAAGUGCUUCCUGUUGUUAACAGAAAUAGAGUCACAGAUGAGGAUGGCCCCUUCCCAUAUUUGCCUUA